This is a messenger RNA of Wasmannia auropunctata (little fire ant), 3437 nucleotides long. RefSeq names its product sphingomyelin synthase-related 1 (gene SMSr). Gene Ontology annotation, cellular component: Golgi membrane; endoplasmic reticulum membrane. The coding region runs from base 339 to 1670 and encodes 443 amino acids. Gene Ontology annotation, molecular function: protein binding; ceramide cholinephosphotransferase activity; sphingomyelin synthase activity. Lineage: Eukaryota; Metazoa; Arthropoda; Insecta; Hymenoptera; Formicidae. The transcript is spliced from 6 exons. Gene Ontology annotation, biological process: ceramide biosynthetic process. The record is from RefSeq and is a predicted model, not a curated record.
UGCGCCGCGCGCGCACACACGCACGCACGCAGGCACGCACGUCGCACGAGUCGAAGACGGAGAGUGACGGAGAGUACAGGCUUUUGUGUACAGAUCCGAUUCGGCCGCGAACGAGUCCCUGUCGAAGCGCGCGUUGACGUGCACGGAUACUGCCGACGCAUGAUUCUCUCGGACGGGAGCAUUUUCGGCGCGGUGACACGCACGUCGGACGUGCGAAAAUGUCGCGAUAAGAUAGCCAUCACUACGACGACGACGACGACGACCACGACGACGACGGCGAUCGCAAGGCGCGCCGCCGCGGCCCUUCCUCAGGAUAGACGCGAAUCGACGACGCGACCAUGUCCCUAAGUAACGUCAUCGAGUGGACGACGACCGACGUGAAGGAGUGGCUCGUGGAGAACGGCCACGAGGAGUACGCGGACCUGUUCUACCACCACGAGAUCGACGGGAAGGUGCUGCUGACGCUGAAGGAGGAGGACCUGAAGUCCAGCAUUCUCAACAUAAGGAAGAUCGGCGCGAUAAAGAAAUUGUAUCUGGCCGUAAAGCAACUGCAGAGGGACAAUGUCGCCGUUCUGUUCGACCUGGGAUACGUGGAUUUGUUUCCCUCGACAAAUUUUUAUACGCAUCAGAAUAAGCAUGAGAUGCCCAGUACCGGUACAAAUAACGAGACGUCCAUCGAGAACGAAUUCUAUUCAGCCUCGGUGUCGGAGGAUGGACACGCCUCACAUUUGCCAACCGAGAUCUGGAAGACGGUCAUCAGUUUGGGAUAUUUAUUUAUCGUCACGUGGAUUACUGCCUUUGUGAUGGUUAUCGUUCACGACAGAGUGCCUGAUAUGAAGAAGUAUCCCCCAUUGCCAGACAUAUUUUUAGACAACGUACCUCAUAUCCCAUGGGCGUUUGACAUGUGCGAAGUUACCGGUACACUGCUUUUUGCGAUAUGGCUUGUUGUGCUUAUAUUUCACAAGUAUAGAUUUAUUUUGUUACGGAGGUUUUUCGCACUGUCGGGUACAGUCUUCCUGCUGAGAUGCGUGACGAUGCUCAUCACCUCGUUGUCGGUGCCAGGCGCGCACCUCCAAUGCCAACCACGGAAAAUCCCGGACGAAGAUUGGUCAAACCCCGCGUACGUCGAACUGUACAAUAAAAUAGCGAUGGCUUAUGUCAUCUGGCGUGGUGCCGGCAUGUCUAUUCAAGGUGUAAGAACUUGCGGGGAUUACAUGUUUAGCGGGCAUACAGUGGCGUUAACGAUGCUUAACUUCUUCAUCACAGAAUAUACCCCCAGACACUUGUACUUUCUGCAUACGUUUACAUGGAUGCUCAACAUGUUCGGUAUCUUUUUCAUCCUGGCGGCGCACGAGCAUUACUCCAUCGACGUUUUCGUCGCAUUUUAUAUAACUUCGCGAUUAUUUCUAUACUACCACACGCUGGCGAAUAAUCAAGCGCUGAUGCAGCGCGACUCGAUCAGGACCAGAAUCUGGUUUCCGUUGUUUAGCUUCUUCGAGGCGUCCGUUGACGGUAUUGUUCCUAAUGAGUACGAAUCGCCGUCCUUGAUAGUUUGCAAUCUGGUAGGCACGGGGAAGAACAUCUGGUGUUGCGUACGGUCGCGGAUUUCCUUCCGGAAAACGCAGCGCAACAUUAAUGGCAGUUUGAGCAGCACAAAAAAGGAAUACUAACGUCAAACGUGGUGCAUAUUUUAUCUUUUUUAAUUGCUACAUUCGACUGCUACAACGUUUUCAAGAUAAAUAUGCCAUGUAGGGGAACACUUUGUCGAUUUUUCCAACCCCCAGUCAAGUCCAGCACACAAAAAUACAUACACAUAUACAUGAAAUGCGUACACAAAGGGAAAAAGGGGACGAGAGAAUAACAUUUCUUUGGAAUGGUUCUUUAUGUCUAGAAAUAGUAUUUAAGUUUCGAAGAAAUGUAAGUGAUCCUACAUUGUAUAUUUAUCUUCUCAGAAUGUUGACUGUUUUGACAAAUCUGUUUGUAUGUUGAAAAAGAUGUAACAUUAAUUCUAAAUAUUUAUUUUUGCGAUAGGAUUAUCACGAUACCUGAAAGAGAUUGAGUAAUUUAUGAUACAAUUGAUUAAUAUUACAUAAUAGUUAACUUUUUGCUAUCACAAAAAUUAAAUGUAAUCUAUACCUGUUUCAACCAAUGUAGAUUAACUUUAAUCUCGGUUCAACUUGCUCUUUUUCCAACGAUUAGAAAAAGACGAAGAGUGAGUUAAGCCGAGAUUAAAGUUAAUCUUUAUCGGUGGAAACGGGCAUUAUUCAUUAAGAAAUUUCCAAAGACAAAGCGUAGCGUAUAAUGUAUUUUACCAAUUCGACAUGCGUUUUCCAAGCAUGUUGCAUCGUCUGAGACUCUUACUUUUUUUUUUAAUGUGUGUAAUAUAUAUGUAUAUAUUACUCACGUAACUUGCUCAUAAGUACUUUGUUUUCUUUUUGUGAUACAAGAGGAAAGUUAAGUUAAUAUUGUGGCGGCCUGCAGGGAUGUUAGAUUUUAUCAGGAAUGUUGAAUGAUUUCUCCCAUAGCUAUCAAACUUAAUAAUAACGAUAUUUUAGACUUUCUAGAUUAGACAUAUCUUUGAAGACGUAUAUUUUUGUUCGUUAACGAACGCGCGCAACAUUUUAAGAGUUAAUGUAUGUUAUACUAUCAUGCAUUCCUGAUACUUGAUAAAAAUUAAUAAUUUAAGACUCCUGUUUGCUCAUUGUAGCCAUAUUGAAAUCGUACGAAUUUUUUUGCGCUAUACGUAUUACAAAUAAGUUAAAUUUUGCACAUGUUAUCACAUGCAUUCGAUAUAUUGAUGCGAUAUGUUGUCUUUUAUCGGUUUUGAUAGUAAUAAGGUGUAUAUUGAUCAAUAAUCCUUUAUUUCUGUUGGAAAUGUAAGACAUACGCAGACAUACAUGCUUGUGUUAAUGCAUGUUCAUAAUAAGAGAAAUUUUUCACUUGGAAGAAAAUUUAUAUGAUUUUGAUAUGGUGACAGUGAGAAGGCAGGGGGCACAUUAACAGAUGUGGUAUUAUUAAACAGAGGCUGAAAAUACUGCUGUUAUUGUGACUUCUAAUGUAUAUAAAAUUCGUGCGUAAAAUACUUGUAUGGAUGUAAUUGUACGAAUAGCUUCUAUACGUUACAUAGAAGCUAUUGCCAACAGUAUAUAAUAGCUUUUUACUAUUUCAUCCAUAUCUAUUUUUUACUUAUGUGAUAAAUAACUUAAUCUUGUUCGCGUUAACGAGUACUGAUUAUUGGUAACUUGUUGAUGGUGCCUGAUUGUUGGUGUUUAUUACUUUAUAUACUUCCAAAAAAAAAACUAUGCAAUGGUAAGAAAAAACUUUCUCUCUCUCAUGCUAAUAUCGACCAAUACACCGACUAGCUUGAAAAACAGUCGGAUUGAUUUGCAGACGAUUGAGAAAAAUAGCACGAAUAAAAAAUGUCAAUAUUUCAGUAA